Messenger RNA from Penicillium mononematosum, 474 nucleotides. RefSeq lists its product as uncharacterized. The record is from RefSeq and is a predicted model, not a curated record. The coding region runs from base 1 to 474 and encodes 157 amino acids. NCBI's taxonomy places the organism in Eukaryota, Fungi, Ascomycota, Eurotiomycetes, Eurotiales, Aspergillaceae. The transcript is spliced from 2 exons.
AUGUCAACCGCACAAGCCCUCCCCCUCGAACCAAACACCCUCUACAUCCUCCUCCUCGACCUAGGCGGCAACUGCCUCUUCGAAUGGAAACUAUACCUCACCUCAACACCCACAACGGGCCAAACCUUCCAUAUAACCAACGAGACCGGCCCAACAAGCUGGCAAUACAAAAGCGAAGGCGUGUACAACAUAGCAAGUAAUACGCGAGUGGUGCUAGCGCUGCAAAUUGGCGCCGUCGGCCCCGUUCUGCACGCCGCGCUGGGAGCACGUCUUGCGCUCGUCCCGUUGGCGCUGUACUCGGCUCGAUUCCGAGAGGGCCUCUGCUGCCGCGUGUGGGUCCAGGAGGCGCUUUUUGCAUUGGAUGAUGAGGGAUAUCUUGGUCUUGCUAGGAGUGCGGGGGAUAUCGAGCAGGAGGCUAGACAGCUUGGGAUGCUUAAUAAAAGUCGGGGUACCAGCUCUGGAGAUUAUGGUUAA